AUGGCGAGUCCGACUCCAUUGACGAUCUUCUCUCUCUUAACGCUGCUUUUAAUUUCCGCAACGCAUGCAAUCUCUUCGGACACCCCAUUCAUAGUGGCGCACAAGAAAAUCACUCUCACAAAGCUCAAUUCCGGCUCUGAACUUGUAUCCGUCUCAAUCGACAUCUGCAACCGUGGAUCCGCCGCUGCAUAUGAUGUAAGCCUUACGGAUGAUAGUUGGUCUCAAGAAGUCUUUGAUACUAUUAUUGGCAACACUUCAAAGUCAUGGGAAAGACUUGAUGCAGUGCCCAAAAAGGCUGCAUUACAGGAGGCAUAUUCAACUCCAAUCCUACCACUUGAUAUCCUUGCAGAUAGAAUUUCUGAGAAGAAGUUUGAAUUGAUUUGUGAUCUCUAUAUUAGGCCAUUCAGAUAUCUUAUUCGUAAAUAUUUCCUUGUGCAGAAAUUUUGGGCAAAAUAUGGUUCUCAAAUUUCAGUUGUUGCCAUUGUUGCACUGUUUACACAUCUUAUAGCUUCUCCCACAAAAUCAACUGCAAAGGGAAAUAAGAAGAAACAUUGA
Molecule: messenger RNA, 555 nt
Organism: Ilex paraguariensis (yerba mate)
Lineage: Eukaryota; Viridiplantae; Streptophyta; Magnoliopsida; Aquifoliales; Aquifoliaceae
Source: the annotation of a GenBank genome assembly